This is a messenger RNA of Hibiscus syriacus, 669 nucleotides long. Its product is annotated as thioredoxin-like. Bases 77 to 610 code for a protein of 177 amino acids. Gene Ontology annotation, cellular component: cytoplasm. NCBI's taxonomy places the organism in Eukaryota, Viridiplantae, Streptophyta, Magnoliopsida, Malvales, Malvaceae. The transcript is spliced from 2 exons. Gene Ontology annotation, molecular function: oxidoreductase activity, acting on a sulfur group of donors, disulfide as acceptor; protein-disulfide reductase activity. The record is from RefSeq and is a predicted model, not a curated record.
AAAUCCAACCCACCUCUCCAAAACAGUACAAACAAAUCCCUCACUCUCUUCAAAAUCUCCUCUUUUGUUUUCGCCCAUGGCUUCCGCCACCGUUACUUUCUCCCCGAUCACCGCCGCCGUUUCAGCCCCUUCCUCUGUCGUUUCUCAUCGGAGAAUAUCCGUUGGGUUACCGGAGUUUCGUGGCCUCAAGAGUAAAUCUAGGUCUGCGUCGUUGGUUCCGUUUUCCCGAUCAGUGAGCCGGGUCUCGCGUCUGCAGGGUCGUGUUGUUUGUGAAGCCCAGGAGACCGCCGUUUAUGUGGCACCAUUGAAGGAAGAUGCAUGGCAAUCACUUGUUCUUGAUUGUGAAUUGCCUGUUCUGGUUGAAUUUUGGGCUCCAUGGUGUGGACCUUGCCGUAUGAUUCACCCGGUAGUCGAUGAACUGUCAAAGGACUACGCCGGGAAGCUCAAAUGCUACAAAGUUAACACAGAUGAGUGUCCUAACAUUGCAACUCAAUAUGGGAUUCGGAGCAUUCCAACUGUUAUGAUCUUCAAGAAUGGGGAGAAGAAAGAUGCAGUGAUUGGUGCUGUUCCCAAAUCCACCUUGAUAACCUGCGUUGAGAGAUUCUUGUAGAUGUGGUAAGAAAAUGUCACUUUUCUGGAAGUUAAGCUAUUUCUAGCAGUUCCUUCUUU